Doryrhamphus excisus (bluestripe pipefish) is the source of this 2787-nucleotide messenger RNA. It is a transcript of the gene il10ra, whose product is annotated as interleukin 10 receptor, alpha. The record is from RefSeq and is a predicted model, not a curated record. NCBI's taxonomy places the organism in Eukaryota, Metazoa, Chordata, Actinopteri, Syngnathiformes, Syngnathidae. Gene Ontology annotation, molecular function: protein binding; cytokine receptor activity. Gene Ontology annotation, biological process: cytokine-mediated signaling pathway. Gene Ontology annotation, cellular component: plasma membrane.
AGGUAAACAUGUCCCUUUGGUUGUACUGUUCUCGGGGCUUUGAGGAUUAUGCCACUUUGUAACUCCACGAUGACAUCAGUGACUAUGAGCCAAGAGACACUACUGAUUGCCUUCAUGCUUCUUUCCAAACUCAUCUGUGGGUCAGGACAGGGUGUCAAACUGUCAGUGAAUGUUCUAGAUGGCGAAGUCAUCGUCCUUUGGAAUAAACCGAGAAACGCCACAUCAGACAUCCUGUACAAUGUACAACUAGCCAAGUUUUCUGGCAAAUUGGACGUGGUUGGCGGCUGCACUGGGAUCACAAGGACCUACUGUGACCUAAGUAGGCUCAUACAUGACUACACGAGUGCCUAUAAGGUCGCAGUUCAGACGGUAGACGGAAACAACACGUCUGAGUGGACGGUGAAGAAAUUCCUACCAAAUGAAAGCAACCUGCAGCCUCCAUCCUUCACCUUGUAUGCUACAUCUAGCACCAUCACAGUCCAUGUUCAUCAAAAACCUGUCCUGAAAAAGCUCUUUCCCUUUGGGGUUACGUACAUCAUGUACUUGGAGGAAAAUGGUCAAGAUGACAAGAAGACCAUAGCAUACCUGACAGAUGGCUUGGAUCAGGGCUCUAAAACCUUCACAUCUCUCCGCUGGGGGGUUGAGUACUGUGUGAGCAUCAUGGUGGAGGGAAACGGCGCUCUAUCCACGAGCGAUUUAUCGCCAAAACAAUGCCUACGACUUCCAGAACAAGAGUGGUUCAUAAUUGCUGUGUCAUCCCUGACGACUUUGGUUAUGCUGGCUGUUCUAUCAGCUGUGGCAAUCUGCCUCCUUUGUCACAUGAAUCGCCCAGCGAAGACGCCUGCUGCACUGAAAUGCAUUGCACGUGACUGGCAGCCACUGAGUGUCGGCGAGGGAACUAUGGAAGUGGUCAUCGACAAAGGCUGGUUCCUGUCCGGCCCCAGAACAGAAGUGAAAACUUUCAAAGAAAUGUCCAACAACCCGGGCGCACUUCACAUUUUGGAGGAAGAUGCUGAAGCGGACAAAGACAGGAGAACCAGCCUGGACAGCGGCGUGAGUCUGGUGUCCACUGAAAGGCCAAGGAGACAGGAGGAUAGCGGUUGCGGGAGCAUGGGAGGACCGGAGUGUUCCAGGGACAACGGGGUAGUUUAUCCCCAACAGAAUGAUACCGACAAGAUGAUGGAGGAUAGCGGGGUGGGACUCCGGUGUAAGUUGGAUUCCUCCUUCUUGACCGCGACAGGAAAAUUGGGGAGUUAUCACAGUCAGAGCCCCGUCCUAAGAAAUCACGUUGGGGACGAGGAAUCUAAACAGAUCCUCCCUGAUGGGGUUUUAGCCGAAGCGGUCUCCGGCUACAGGGCUGUACCUCAGUCGUGCAUAUGCUUUGGUGCAGCUCAGUGCACUUGGUGUCUCGGACUUAUGGCCCACGAGGCUGAAAGCACUCAAAAUCAGAUGCUAGGCAUGAACAACUUUUUCGAUGGUAUGAGACACAGUAAAGCAGCUAUGAGUGACUUGAAAACAAGGGAGGCAUUCCCAUUGCUGACAGCUCUGAGAGAAGAAAUGGACCACAAUAUGAACUCUCUGGGCAUCUCGCUGUGUGACCUUCAGUUGAACACUGACUGAUGAUCCUCUAUGAAAAGCAAAGAGUUGCUGCUUUGGAAUUCAAGUCAUUUUACCUUGAAUGUAUGUGAAUCGGGUAAGUGGAAAAAGUAUGUAGGAAAGACAGCUUGUUGGUAAAACAUUCAGUGCGCGGUGUGAUCAAAUGCCUCACAUCUGCCAAAGGGGAAGUGGGGCGGAAGUGAAACUGUUGGGGGAAAUUAUUUACAUGCUUUGUUUUUUUUUACCUUGUCCAUCGUCCCAUUGCAUUUUUGUUAUUUAUUAUAUUUAACUGUCAAUGUGUCUCUUUUGUCCUUGUAUUAAAUAUUUGUUUAAAUACAAUACAUAUGUAUUUUACACGUUGUACAAUUCAUUUGGUGUAGUGUGAACAUGAUCAUCCGAAGGCUGGUGAGCACCGAGAUUGAUUGACAGAUGGGUCUCAAGUCAGGUUGCUAGCGACCUCAAAUGUGAAAACUCCUCACGACCAGUGUUAAAAUGACAGCAAAAAUACAUACAUAAUGCUAGCUCCACACUCUACAACAGCACUUUUCAAGAACUUUUUGUCAACACUUAAGUGGUAUGAAAAAGUUUGACCACCCCUGGUAAUUUUUAAGAUUUUCCUUUUAUGGUAUCAGUUACAUUUAGCAUAUAGCAGCCGAAAACAGUGAUAGAUGAGACGUGAAAUGAAGUUUAUAGGAUUUACAGUUCAGUGUGCAAUAAUUAUUUAAACAAAAAAGUUGGCAGGUGCCUAAAUUUGGGCACCCUUGUUGUUUUAUUGAUUUCAAUAUCUUUAACACUAAUUAUUGGAACGCAUAAUUUGUUUGGUAAGGUCACUGACCCUUGGCCUACAUACAAGUGAAGCCAAUCACGAGAAAGGGUAUUUAUCUGAAGAGUAGCACCAUGGAAGUCUAAAAAACAUUGUCAAAUGACCUGAAAGCAAAGAUUGUUCAACAUCAUGGUUUAGAGCAGGGGUCUCAAACAUGCGGCCAGGACACUAGUUUGAGGCCCCCACCUUGAUAUGAAAGUUUAAUGUUAGUGCGACCCGCGCAAGUUUGAUAUGGAUGCUGUAUGGUAUCAUGUACCCAGAAAAAAAUAUUACAUUUGAUUAAUGUUCAUGUUAAAGUUUAAAUAACUGUUAAUAGUUAUCCUCCCUAUCCCUGUGGAAGUGGUAAGUUUUUGGCUUUUUAAGUUUAA